This is a messenger RNA of Lolium rigidum, 1583 nucleotides long. RefSeq names its product signal peptide peptidase 2. Gene Ontology annotation, biological process: membrane protein proteolysis. The transcript has 12 exons. Gene Ontology annotation, cellular component: cytoplasmic side of endoplasmic reticulum membrane; membrane; lumenal side of endoplasmic reticulum membrane. The record is from RefSeq and is a predicted model, not a curated record. Lineage: Eukaryota; Viridiplantae; Streptophyta; Magnoliopsida; Poales; Poaceae. Bases 209 to 1243 code for a protein of 344 amino acids. Gene Ontology annotation, molecular function: aspartic endopeptidase activity, intramembrane cleaving.
UUUCUCGUGAACCCAGACGGAUCCCCCACCUCUCACCUUCCGCCCCGACGCCGGCGCCGACGGGACCCCUCCGCCGCCGAAGCUCGUGGGCCGGCUGGGCUCGACUGCGCCUCCGUUUCGUGGGAAUAAGGUACUGUGACUGAAGCACCUGGGAUAACUUCAGAGGCACAAAAACUAUCCAGCUGGUGUUCCUGAACUUGCCGUGAGGAUGAAAACGCAUGAGCGCGCCGCUAACUUGGCUCUUGCCGGUUUGAGCUUGGCGCCACUUGUCAUCAACGUGAACCCGAAUUUGAAUGUGAUACUCACAGCAUGUCUUACUGUGUACGUGGGCUGUUACCGUUCUGUCAAGUCAACCCCACCCACUGAGACAAUGUCCAAAGAGCAUGCUAUGCGGUUCCCUUUGGUGGGGAGCGCUAUGCUUUUGUCGCUGUUCCUUCUAUUCAAGUUCCUCUCCAAGGACUUGGUCAAUACUGUUCUCACUGCCUACUUUUUCAUUCUUGGCAUCGCUGCACUCUGUGCCACGUUGCUUCCUUCCGUCAAACGUUUUCUUCCAGAAGGAUGGAACAAUAACGAGAUCGUUUGGCGUGCUCCGUAUUUCCACUCGCUGUCGUUGGAGUUUACCAAGUCUCAAGUUGUUGCUUCGGUCCCAGGAUUUUUCUUUUGCGUAUGGUAUGCCAUGAAGAAGCAUUGGCUAGCAAACAAUGUUCUGGGAAUUGCUUUCUGUAUUCAGGGAAUUGAGAUGCUAUCACUAGGAUCAUUCAAAACUGGUGGUAUUCUCUUGGCAGGACUUUUCUUCUAUGACAUCUUCUGGGUUUUCUUCACUCCAGUUAUGGUCAGUGUUGCUAAAUCAUUUGAUGCUCCAAUAAAGCUUCUGUUUCCCACUGCGGAUGCUGCACGCCCAUUCUCAAUGCUUGGCCUUGGUGAUAUUGUAAUACCUGGUAUAUUUGUUGCACUUGCCCUUCGUUUUGAUGUCUCGCGAGGGAUCAAGAACCGUUACUUCAAUAGUGCAUUUUUAGGAUAUACUGCGGGUAUGACAGUAACAAUAGUUGUCAUGAACUGGUUUCAAGCUGCGCAGCCUGCUCUGCUAUACAUCGUUCCUGGUGUGACUGGCUUUGUUGCUAUUCACUCUUUGUGGAAUGGAGAAGUAAAGCCGCUACUGGAGUUUACGGAGGCGCAAGCCGAAGAGGAAGGAGCUGGCGAGGAGGAAGAUGAAGAUUCCAGUAAGAGCAAAAAGGCAGACUAGCAGCGCUCGCUCUGGCUGUGCUCUGUCUUUUUUUAAAUUAGGAGACAAUCAAAGCAGGGAUUUAAAUAGGCUGGUCUGGUGAACUGAGAAACGAUUCACAUGAUAGAACUUCUCUGUUUCGAAAAACUAUUACUAUCUGUUCCAACGAGUAGUAGAACUAGAAGAUGGAAAAGGGAACGUAUGCUAAGAGACUUACAACAGAAUCCAGUUCAGUGACAUGAUUAUACCUGCUGCCGCCCAACUUUAAUUUCUGACUGACUUUCUUUAUGGCAGCAUUAAGGAUGAUUUUGUCCAAAUUAUACUUUAUAUGUAUGGAGUGUCAAGCUAUUCUAAACCCUGA